GUGCCAAGACAUCAUCCCACUCACUUGUUUAUCUCUCAAACAUUUUGGAAAUUUAUUUACAAAUUUGACUAGUUUUGUGACAAAUCAAAAUUUCAACAAACUGAAUGGCAGAUGAAGAGGAAAGAGCUCCUGCGGAAGAGGAAGAAGAGGCGGAUGAGGCAGCAGCAGAGGACGCCGAAAAAGGAGCCGAUGAAGCGGCCCUAGAAGAGGAGGCGGUUGAUGAGGAUAAUGUGGACGAGACCGAAGAAGAUCCCUUCGAGCUGCUCGACGAGGAGAGCGAAGACAACGAGGUGGAGGAGCGCAUGUAUCGGGAAUAUAUCGACUUGAUGAAACAGAUCGACAGCCAGAACGGAGUUAUAAACGAUCUGAAGGAACGCUCCUACGAGCUGAGAGAUAAACCCUGUCAAACCCGCAACGACAAGGCGGAAUACAAGCGUCUCCGCAUCUGCCUGAACCAGGAGAACAUCAAGCUGAACACCAUGAUGAAUCGGGCCGUACAAUUGCAGAACAACGGCUCGAAGCGGCUUUACGGCAGCAUCGAACUAGCGACCUCCGGAUUUGAGGAUAAUUUACUCAACAGUUCCUCCGGCUGCCGGAAGGCAUCCAAGUGCCCAGCAUCGACAAGUCGGCCGAGAACCGCGCAAGAGAUCUGCGAUGCUCUGGAUGAUUCGGAAUCGAAUUCGGAUGAGGGUUGUUGCUCCACCAGGCGUUGCUCAUAGGUGUUUUUGAGUUGGAGUUAUCUUAGCUUCAGAUUCUGAAGUCGGGCUUUUAAAAAGUAUCGGAGAAAAUGUCGUCCCAUUGCGAAAUGUUUGAAAUACCGAAAUUCUUGUAGCAUGUAUUUUCAAUUCGUUGGAGUCUUAUUCGAAAUACACAAAUAUUUCUUUUUAA
Messenger RNA from Drosophila montana, 888 nucleotides. Its product is annotated as glutamic acid-rich protein. Bases 105 to 719 code for a protein of 204 amino acids. Lineage: Eukaryota; Metazoa; Arthropoda; Insecta; Diptera; Drosophilidae. The record is from RefSeq and is a predicted model, not a curated record. The transcript has a single exon.